This is a messenger RNA of Apis mellifera (honey bee), 2958 nucleotides long. RefSeq lists its product as uncharacterized. Gene Ontology annotation, biological process: regulation of sodium ion transport. Gene Ontology annotation, molecular function: sodium channel regulator activity. The transcript has 6 exons. Bases 949 to 2334 code for a protein of 461 amino acids. NCBI's taxonomy places the organism in Eukaryota, Metazoa, Arthropoda, Insecta, Hymenoptera, Apidae. The record is from RefSeq and is a predicted model, not a curated record.
CUACUAAACGCCAUGAUCAAAAUUAAUUAACAUUGAAAAUUAACUUCCUGCCUACAAAAAGAGAGAAGUCACCCUCAACAUUCUCAAAAACUCAAAAUACAUCGACACACACAUAUAUCUAUAUAAUCCACUUCUAAUUAAUCAGCUUAUCCACACACGAAGUCUUACUUUUAGAAAACAACUCGUGAGCGAGGGUGGCUCUUCCGCGUAUCGUUCCUCCACAUCUGAGAGCCACCAUAAACGCGAUGAGGUGCGCAAACUCGGUAUGGGAUAGCUCGCCAGCCAUACACUCGGCGGACAGACUUGUUUUCAAACAGUCAUCCGGAUUGCGUGGGUGCCUCGUGGUCGUUCGACGAAGAACCGCAGGAGAAACCGUUUUGUGUCAACGGACCACGGGGAAGCGAUGACAUCGAGGAAGAUGGAUGGAAAUGAGAAACCGGACGGUUCAUAUCGUUAUUGACCGAUAUCGUUAUCCCGUUGGUGUAUCUGGUGUAUUGGAAAGUGAGCAAAGAGUUAGAUUUUUUAGCCCGCGGCAUUGCUUCGUCGAUUCGUGCCGAUAGAUAUCGAUAGAUAGAUAGAUUAUCGAGGGAUCGCGCGAUAUCGCGAGGGAACAAUAGAGUGAAUUUCGAUGGAUUUCAGUGUGUCAGGGUUGGAAAGGUGAUGAUUGAAAAUUUCUAUCGGUGAUUCGCUGCUGCUUGCAGAAAGCGAACAUAAACAACGAUCAUCGCUUCCACGAAACGAAAUCUCUGUACGAACUCUGGAACGGGUCGAUGACAAACAAAGAGUGGCCCUCUGUCGGGAGAACGAUUCGUGACGAGCGAGGCGAGAAAUCGUGGUGCUUGGAAGCGGAUCCAAACUUGAUGAGAAAGGAGACUUAGGUUAAUCCGUUUCAGAAAUUAUCCGUUGGAAAGAGGGAAGUCGUUGGGUGUCCGACUUUGUUGGCUCGCGAUGGGUCGAAAGCAUAAACGCCGCCUUAUACCGGAACAGGAUCGCAGGAUAUGCGGGAGUAUCUGCUUCUGCCAGUUCACCAUUGUGAUCAGUUGCGUCGCGUUGGUUUAUCUAAGCGUGGCGAUCUAUAUGCCGUCCCACAGAGCUUUUCACGCGGGGAUCGAUCCCGAUCCAGUCAUGUGCCAAACCGUUAACACCACCUUAACUAAUAAUUGCGGUUGGGCGAGUUGCGGGGAGUGGUGCUUGACAAGAACCACGGGAUUCUGCCCUCAGAUUCACGCGACCGUAAGAAGGAAUGGAACGGACAUCGUUUUCGAAAAUUGCACGAAAUUCAACAGCAUAUCCUGCCCUCAGGUGAACACGGCUUCCCUUAAAAAAUACAAUUGCAACAACGGCAGCGAGUGCAGCGUGCUUUCCGGCUUGUUUAACUGCAGCCUCGGCCACUGCGUGAAUAUAAGCGAGCUGAUGUUGUGCCAUUACAAGGCAGACGGAAUUGUCGUGGACAGCGAGAAGGACAACAUGAAACUGAACGGCUACUUCAGCUGUCACAACUCGAGAUGCACGAAAAUCAAGAGUCCGUUCAGCUGCGAUCGUUAUUGUCCUGAUAUCGUCACGUCGGACGUGAACGUGUUCCUUAUGCAAGAUGACAACAUCGUCACAGUGAAAUGCGAACGUGGUCUGGCAUUGAACAAAGCGAAUGGAAAUCUGCCUGGCGUCAGGCUAACCACGCCUCACCAAUUUUGGGAGGAUCGAAACGGGAGCAUUAUUGUUAGCUGUUUGGCGGUGGAUAAGAAGAUGAACGAUGUAAGGACACAGGACUGCGUGAACGGCACCUUGUUAAAGGAGAUCCCAUUACCUCAACCAACCAUCAACUUCACGAGUUUUCUGAACAUAUACGAGAAGAGCUUGCAAUAUCCAGUGGAUCCUACGAAUAUCUAUGUACCUGCGCAACGAUCCCUCACGAUCUACAACAGUUCUCGCCUCUACAUCAAUUUCGAGGGUUGCGUCAAUACCCUAAAAGGGGAAUGUAAAGAUUUCCUCGCCACUCACGGUCGAGAUGGCGACAAUCAGACGGCGCAGAGUAGAUAUCCCUGUUACUACAACAAGAACAACUCUCUGUUAGUCGUCGCACGUUUCGACCUGAACAAAACGCGGACGGAAUUGCUGAUCGCCAUCAUCGUGCCGUCCGGCCUGUUCGUCAUCAGUCUUACCACCCUGAUCGUGAUAACGCGAUCGGUUCAGGUGGGCGACGACGCGAAGAUGCGUUGCCGCUACUGCGUGGACAAGCAAGAAGUCGAGGGUGAGGACGAAGGGCUCGUCGAGGCCACGCCGUCCUCGUCUCAAGGCCAGAUGAACGAGAACGAGAUCAAAAGCAUGGCGCUUUAGCAGUUUAAGGCGUCUGGGGCGAGCACCGUGCUACGUUACGAGAGGGUGCCAUUGAUAGACACGGACGAAGCCGAGGAUUCCUUUUGAGCGCCCUUUCAUCGAGGAUUAAAAUUACAAUUAGUGUGCUAUGAUCGAAUCGAAAACGAUAAUUGACGGGAUUUAUUCGUGUUCCCCUUCGUGGAGACACGAUUUUGAAUUCACUUUGUCGAAUUCAUCAAGAUGGACAUUCGUUUACAGGGAUGGAGGGAUUGAUUACAGUGAGUAAUAAGAAUAUGCGGGCAUUAAGACACGAUUAACGUGGUGAAACGUGGAAAAAUAAUAUGGAAAAGAAUAAUUUUUUUUCUUUUUUUUGGUUGUUUGAAAUCUAUUCGUCGGGACAAUUUUUGAAGAUAUGACAUACGAAGAAAGUAAAUUUGAAUUCUACAUUUUUUACUUAUUUUUAUACGUAGAAUAAAUUUGAAACUCGUACAAGAGAAAAUGUACACAAGUUAACGAGCAAAACACCUUAACGAUUCGAAAUUUUUUCCUGGAUGUUCACUGUGUAUUGUUAAAAGCUGAUUAUUCUUUGUUGUUGUUGUUGUUGUUGUUUGUGGAACAAUAAAAAGUGUAUUCUUCUAUGUGAAA